GUAAAAAUGUCUAUGAUAAUUUUACUAAAAAUAAUUGCACUACCUUCAAAGCCUUCAACAAUCUUUUGUGUAACAUUUUUUGGGUACUUAGUUCAACCGCAAAUAAAAAAUCAAAAUAAAAGAAUGUACAUUUGAAUGUUGGUCAAAUCACAGGUGUAAUUCAAGAUAGCCCCAUAAUACUGCAGAAAUAUUUAGAAGUCACCCUUCUUAUCAAUGGAGUUUCAAGGCUACAUAACAAAAUUUGGUUUUGGGAAAUCUACAGACAAUCUAAGGACCGUUUGCAAAAAAUGUGGAUAUGCUGGUCAUUUGACCUAUCAAUGUAGAAACUUUUUAAAGGCCGACCCAAGCAAAGAAGUUGUUCUGGAUGUAAGCAGCACAAGCUCUGACUCUGAUGAUGAGCCUUUCAUUUCUCCACUCACUAAACUAAAUAAAGAUGAAACCAAAGGCAAUUCAGAGGAGCAAAGCAGCCUAAAACAUGCACAUAAAAAGUCAAGAAGUUCCAGGUCAAAAAAGAAAAAGAAAAAAAGUAAAUCUGGCAAAGAAAAAAAGAAAAAGAGAUCGCCCAGUAGUGAUAGCUGCUCGUCACAUGAUAAAAAAAAACUAAGAUCUUCCAGUAGUGAGGACACUGAUGAUUCUGCUUCUGAAUCUGAUGGCAAAAUCAGAAAAAGCAGGAAAAAAAGUAAAAAGCGGGCACAUGACCACUCACCACAUCAUGAAAAGAAAUCAAGAUCUUCAAGCAGUGAUGAGACUGAUGAAUCAGAUUCUCAAUCUGAUGAGAAAGACAGGAAAAAAAGUAAAAAGCGUAUGCAUGGUUCAUCGAAUCGCUCAGAUCAUGAAGAAGAAUCAGACCAUGAUAGAAAGAGGUUGCGCUACAAUACUCACAGCGAUGAUGAAAAAGAUUCCAAAACACACAGCAGGGAUUAUAAGAAAAAAAGAAGCAAGAAAAGUAAAAAACAUAAAGAAAGAAGACAUAAAAAAUAGAAUUUAGGCUGGUACAUAUCUAAUGCUAUUUUUCUUGUAAGAUGAAAUAAAAAGUUACUUAAUAUUUCAGGAAAGAUUAUUUUUUUAAAUAAACAAAAAUGCUUUUAAUUAAAAUGAACAAUUUAUGAGCUAUAUAUUUAAUUUUAUCAAGUAUUAAUAUUGUUUAAUAACAUUAAAACUAAGUACACUUAAAAACAAUAAUUUAAAGCUAAUGAAAACUUUAUCUAGAAAAUAUUGUAAUUGCUGAUGAUUUCAGACCAUCUUACUGUCUUCCUCAUAUUUUAUGGAUUGGUUUUGCUGUUCUUAAUUAAACCAGUUUAACAUAUGACGCAUUAUCUAUUAAUUCAGCUGCAAGUAAAAAAAAUUAAAUAUUAAAGGAUUUCAGACAAUGCCUUUAUAAAAAGCAACAUUCCUGACUUUACUUUAGUCUGCUUUAUUUCAGGUCUCCUGCUUUUAUUGACAUGUAUUUUUCUUGAAGUUUUGGAAUAUUUUAAUAUGUGUACACUGUAAAUUAAUCACCAAACUAAUUAGAAUAAUGAUUAUGUUUGGCAGGAUUUAGGUCAUAUUUUUAAAAAAAGUUUUUUAAUAAACUUUUUUCCUUCAA
This is a messenger RNA of Physella acuta, 1585 nucleotides long. RefSeq names its product protein SREK1IP1. Gene Ontology annotation, molecular function: nucleic acid binding; zinc ion binding. NCBI's taxonomy places the organism in Eukaryota, Metazoa, Mollusca, Gastropoda, Physidae. The record is from RefSeq and is a predicted model, not a curated record.